GCCUCGGGCAAACGAAAACUGAUCAACUUCAUAAUCAAUUUUUUUGAUUAAAAAGACCUGCUAUCUCAUCAUAAACUUACAACACAACUGCAAUUUAGCCGAGAGCAAUUUUCAUUAUUCUACCAAUGAGAGGCGUGGAUGAUACAAUUCGUAAUAAAAUUUCGCAUCCUAAUUUUUAAAAAAUACUUGCUUCAAUCGAAGCAUAGCAUCAAAUUUACUCAUAAUUGCUUCCAUUCAAAAUCAAUUAUUGAAUUGAUUUCCUUCGCAAUUUUUAAUUUUUUCUUUCCAAGUUUUGAGCCAGGUCUUACUAGAUUACUCAGCGUAGAUUCGAUUCUUUUAAGCAAUAUAAUGGGAUUACUAACUUCAUCCCUUGACUUCAGAAGGUCCUCCUAGUCAUAGAACUACAUGUUCAUGUCCUUGUGAUACGUUGGGCUCCUAAAUUUCCUUCUUAGCUCAACCUUGCUCAGCGAUUGCAAAUUAUAUUAAAAAUGGACCCUGAUUACAGCAAUAACAACAACGGCUCUUUUAACCAAUCAAGUCUAGCAGGUACUGCUACCUUGCUUGGAGCAUCGGGAUCAUCAACUCCGCAUAACUCCGGGCAACAAAAUAACCCGUCAAAGUUCCAAUCGAAUCACACUCUUUCAAUUGCGCCAAAUUUGAGUUUUGUCAACUCUCCUGGAAGCCGCAGGCGAUUUAACGACAACGCACCAAAGUUACCUCUGCAGGGCUCGGUUUCGGCGAAUUAUGAUUGUAAUCAAUCGCCAUCUUCAAACUUAUCACCUUCGUUGACCCCUGGAUCGGAAACUUCGGAUCCGUUUCGCUUCUCCUUGAACGGUUCUCAAUUCUCGCCAUCGCUCAGUCAACAACAUUCGAAUGCAUCCGAGUUCAGUUAUCACAAUGCGCCACAGGUUGCGUCACAAAUGACCUCGCCCAGCUCGUCGCUGAACUGUUCUUCGAGCUCACUUCAGCCUGGCCAGCAGGGGGUGGGGAAAACAGCGACGUCGAUGGGAGGGGGAAGGAAGUUCAGAUCAGUUGUAAAGCUGGUGAUUAAUGAAAAAAGAGCCACUUCUCACUACAAAGCAAAGUACACGUACAAUGGAGCUGACUUGGUUGCGCAUGUCGCCGAGUUCUCCCAGCGUCUUGCGACUACUUUGGAAGCGAAUGCAUUUCAACUGCAGUCACUCAUGGAAUCAUACAGACCCACACACGAACAGUUUCUUCAGGAGAGAGUUGAUUGUCCGAUGCACUUGUUAACUGCCUGGGAAGCCCUCACGAAAGAGUUCGAUAAGAGAGCCGAGGAGGACAUGUCAUUGGCUAAAUUUCUGGCCAGUGAGGUUUCAGUGCCGCUCUAUGACCUGGUGCAGAGCAAGAAACAGACCAACAAGAAGUCUGCCAAGGACGAAAUCGAAGUGGCUCUCGAACAUCAAGAGGAAAUGCUUAACAAGGUGCAAAAACAGUACAACGAAGUUUACAACAAAUACAAAACAUCCACCAGCAAAUCCCAACCAUCG
Molecule: messenger RNA, 1511 nt
Organism: Symsagittifera roscoffensis
Lineage: Eukaryota; Metazoa; Xenacoelomorpha; Acoela; Convolutidae
Source: RefSeq, a predicted model, not a curated record